This is a messenger RNA of Nomascus leucogenys (northern white-cheeked gibbon), 4662 nucleotides long. RefSeq names its product coiled-coil domain containing 92B (gene CCDC92B). The record is from RefSeq and is a predicted model, not a curated record. NCBI's taxonomy places the organism in Eukaryota, Metazoa, Chordata, Mammalia, Primates, Hylobatidae.
CCGCACCCCUCCGGCUCGUUCGCCAGUUCCGGUCACGUUGCUGGGUGUUUACGCCUCGAGCCCGCCCCAUACCCCCCUUCGGCGCCCCCGAGCCCCCCGGAACCCCGGCCCGACUGCCCCGCAGCCUCCCAGCAGCUGAUGGCGCCGCAGCCGGGGCGGGCGCUGCAGAUCCCCCGGCGCAGCUAGCGUGGGGGGAAGAGCGCCGCCCCCACCCAGCCCGGCCUGGACCCAGGGCCCCGCCGGCCGGUGACUCUCAGGUCCCGAAGGUGGGGCCCAGGCCUGGGUUGCCAUGGAUACCGUGUCCCUGGAGCAUCAGAUCCAGAGCGUGCAACGCCACAUCAGCUUCCUGAAAAAGGAGCAGAUGGCCCUGCUGCGAGACCUACACCUGGAGAUCCUGAGGCUGCAGAAACGCUGCUCAGAACUGACCCAUGACCUGGAAAUGAGAGAGGCCCAAUCUCACCAGCAAGAGGCGGCGUCCCGGGAGCUGGAGAGCAAGUGCCGCGCGCUGGAGUCGCAGCUGGAGGCGCGGGCCGCGGCCAACGCGGAGCUGCGGCGGGAGGUGGCGCAGCGGGAGGCGCUGGUGUCCGCGCUGCGCUGCAGCCUGCGCACCGAGGAGCGCCGCUUCCUGGAGGAGCUGCGCCGCCGCAGCCACCGCGCCACCGUGCUGGGCACCGAGCUGCAGAAGCACACCGAGGCGGCCGCCUACCUCUCCUGCCAGCUGCACGCGGCGCGCCAGAGACUGCAGGCCCCGCGCCCGGGCCCCGGCGCCACCGCCGAGCCCCGGCCACGCCGCCGCGCACCGCGAGCCCGCCGCCCGCCUGCUGCCCACGAGGCCGCCGCCAAGGGCCCUGGCCGGGACUGGGCCGCCUGGGACCGCGGGGCCGGCGCCCUCGACGACGCCGACCCCAUGCCCGACCCCGCGCUCUUCCUCUAUGCACGGAGGCCGCUGCGGCCCAGCGCCCGCAGCCCGCGCCAGCCGCCUCCCCAGGAGCCCCCGGACCGAGCCGGCCCGCAGCCCGCGCCCAGCCAGCCCAGCGCGCCCGGGGACCCGGAGUAGGCGCCGGGCUGGCCGGGGUGACGCGGGACGGACGGGGAGGGCCGGCCAGGGACGCAGCUCGGGCCCCGCAGACAGGUCCCGGGUCGGAGGGCAGCCGCCCCUCCUCCAGGAAGCGGGGCGAGGCGGCCCCGGCUCCCCGCAAACCCCCCGAACCGCCAGCCUUUUGUACUUCCCGACGUUUCCAAAGCUUCGAGCCCUCUCCUCGCGCGAGAGUUCCUCCGCGGGGCCGAGCGGGGGCACCUUCUCUACCGAGAGGACUCGCCGUCCCGAUCCUGGCCUGGUCCCACCUGCCAGUGAGACAGGAGGGGCGGCGGCCACGCCCUGUCCCGGGAAAGCCGACAAUCCUUGGUGGGGAGGGGAGGGCUGGGCUGGCCUACGGAAAGGUACGCAGAGUGGCACUGGCGCCCCAGGCCCUCUAACUCCCCCGGCCCUUUAGCUCCUCCCGCCUCCUCCACCCCCGCGUCCACGCCCUUCCCGCCAAGCCUUCUUCCCCAGGAGAGGCCCAGGCUAGGGGCUGGUCCUUCUACCCCCACCCCGACCUUGCCGAUAGGUCCUUGCAGGUGAGCACGGAACACUUUAGAAGACACGUCCUCCCAGAGCCCCUGGUGGGAAAAGUGCGCCUGAUGGAAGCGUAACUUCUGGAAGGUAGCAUCCAUGGGCCCUGGGAGAGGAUUACAGAACCGCCUGGGUGGCCGGACUUGGUCUAGAGCCGUCUCCAGCUCAGCUCUUCCUGAGUCGCCACCCCCCUGGGUACGCAGGAACUGGGAGCUGUGCUGGGGAAGGGAGGUGACAGGCCUGCUGCCGGCCAGGCUUCUGGUAGGCAGGAGCUGUCCUCCCCCUCAGGAGGCAGCCCCAGGCGUUUUCCUAGUCCUGUUUAUUGGUGCUAAUUUUGCUAGGCUUCCUAAUCAUCUGGCUGCACCCAGAGACAAGAAGAGGGCCUUGGCUGGGCGCGGUGGCUCACGCCUGUAAUCCCAGCACUUUGGGAGGCCGAGGUGGGCGGAUCACCUGAGGUCAGGAGUUCGAGACCAGCCUGGCCAACGUGGUGAAACCCCGUCUCUACUAAAAAAUACAAAAAUUAGCCGGGCGUGGUGGUGCGCGCCUGUAAUCCCAGCUACUCGGGAGGCUGAGGCAGGAGAAUCGCUUGAACCUGGGAGGCAGAGGUUGCAGCGAGCCGAGAUCGCGCCACUGCACUCCACCCUGGGCAACAAGAGCAAAACUCCAUCUCAAAAACGAAAAAAAAGAAGGGCCUGGCUUCUUGGAAGUGGCAGCUACUGAUAGGAGUUUGGGUUUGGGUUUGGGUUUGCUGGGGGGAUGGUGGGAGCACAGGUUAGUCCUCAUCCUGGUCCCCUCCAUGGAUGCCCCUAAACCUCUCAGAACCUGGCAGUGGCGGGCUGCUCAUUUCCCUGCUGUCUAGCCUGGGGAAUGCCGACGUGGAAAGGGGAAAGCCCCACCUCCUAACGCCCCUUCUAAGCUCCCUGUCCACCACCAAAGGCAGGAAGGACAGUUUCAGCACAGCUUAUUGCCCCCACCCCCAGCCCAGCCUAGAAGGAAACACAAACCCCUCCAGCCCAUGCCAUCCCUCCUGUGUGGGUCCUGCAUCAAGCCCUAAGUGCCUGUGAGGUCUUCCAGGGACUUCGAGGGGAGGACGUGGGGCAGGGAGAGGCCUUUACCUCCCUCACAGACACUCCUUUCCUGACAGGUCCUGACCCUGGCUGAGGCCACACAUUCUGUGUGACGCAGGGGUCUGGGAGGUGAGCAGAGUCAAGCUCUAGGGGUGACGAGCUUUUCCCCAUCACAGCGCUAGGAAGUGGGGGGAGUCCCAGAUCACACCCCCUUUCUCUCCAUUUGUUAGAGGGAGCAGGAAAUUGGCAAGAAGUAGAGACCAGUGAGCGAGCGCACUCAGGGCCAAGCAGUGUGCGGCUCUCCCAGCUGACCCCACCCGAGACUGCCCAGACCACUGAGCAAUAACCACGCCUGGUCUGGGGUGUCCAGCUCCUGGAUUCAGAUGGCUGAGGUUGGGGCACCCUUGGGACAGUGCUCUCCAGUCUAACACGGGCCAAGAAGCUGGCCUGGGGUCCUUGCUCCACCUGCCCCCACCUCUACCCUCUACUAGUGGUUGCGCCUGUGUCAUCUCUGUUCCCCCUCAAGUGUGUAUAACUCACUGCACCCCUAUUCUGUCCCCCUCCCUUUCAGAACCUGUGUGUGAGGGCCUCACUCCUCUCUCAGAGGUGCCCAGAGGACCGUGGGAAGGAGGGCAAAGUGUCUUUCCAGAGGAGCCCGCACAGACCCUCAUCUCCCACGACCACACUUUUGGGGUGAACAGGGUGACUUUGUUAGGUGGAUUCUUCUGCAGAGAUGGUGAAGUACUUUAUCUGCCCACUCACUAAAAGCCAUAGCUCCGUCCGCCUGGCCUUCCCCCAGCUCUAUAGCAAUAGCCCCUUCCCCCUUCCCUCCUGGGCAUCCAGGGUGUCCAGCUGGGGGCCCCCACAGCACUCUGGCCCCAGGGAUCUUCCAGUGGCCUGCCUGCCUCUCCGAAGUGACCCCAUCAGCGCCACCCAACUCCCAUCCCUCUUCCAGCAACCACAGAUAAUGACAAUUGUUUGUGAGGUGCUUGGAGAUCCCCUAGCUGAAAGGUUGUGGGUGCUGGGGCAGCUGACUCGUUGACUCUCAGCUGAGGUGCUGGAGGUGCCUGGGAAGGGAGAUAAGCUGGAGGAGCGCCUGUGGCAGAUACAGGGUUCCAGUUUUCACAGAAAUUCCCCUCCUCGCCCUGCUGGAAGUCAUGGAGGCUUCCCUCCACCCGCCUGCACAGAACCCUCUGUGCAGCAGCAUGAGACUGGGAGCUGGAGUCAGGGGCCCCACACUCCUCAGCCUCAGGGCCCUGCAGAGGCCCCACCCUCCCUGGAUCUGGCUUGAGAGCCCACCUGGCCAAAGGGAAGCCUCCCACCCCCACGCGCUCCAGGCCCCUGGAAUGUCUUGGUGACUAAGAAGGGAAAGGAUUGUAUUUCUCUCUCCUCUGCUGCACGAAUCCCCAUUGGGAGAGAGAGAGUGUUGAAGAGGACACUCAGGGUCCCUAGGUGGAGCUCCUGCCACACCCUAAGUGUGGACAGCUCCAGGACAGAGAGCUGCAGGUGGGGGCCUCCCCCUGCUCUGGAAAUCAGCCAGGGAGCACUGGGCAAUGCGGUUUGAGGCUCUGUACCCCUGGUGCCCACAGCCCAGCCACAGCACCCUCUAGCUUGGGGGACUAGUCCAGGGCCAAAAUGGGAUAACCCUUCCCCAUAUAAGCAGUAGGAUGGCGUCCCCCCGGUGGAGAGCGGAAUGAGGCCUAGAGGGUGUGGGGCAGCUUCUCAGUGCGGGGAGCCGGGGGUCUCCAAGCACCUUCUCCCGGACAUGCCAGCCUUGAAUGGGGGACGUGCAGGGCUUCAAACCCACCUGGCAGGAGCCCUGUGGACAGGACAGGGCAGAGGGACCCUGCUCCAAAUUCUCUGUUGGCUGUGCUUUUGUACCCAGUGCUUUUCAGAGUGUAUUCACUCACCCACAGAAAUAGAGCCCUGUGCUUUAGGGGUGACUGUCAUAUGCCUUAUUCUUAAUAAAAUCUCUGAAAAACA